CCUACCUUUCGUUGGAUCGCCGUUCUUAAAAGUGGCUGGCCCACAUAACAACCCCUUAGUGAUCAUCGACACGCGUUCUCGUUCACGUCGACCGCAUCGCCGAGCAAGAAUUCUCGGAGCCUCUCUCUCUAGGACGAUCGCGUAGCGGUUUUUACGUGCGCAACUACGCCGAGUUAUUUAUUUAUAUAUAUAUAUAUAUAUUUUUUUUUUUAAUUCUUCUAUUCUCUACCGUCGCCGAAUCUCUGGGAUAUUAACGAGUCGACACCACGUCGUCACUCCGGUGAGUCGAAAUAAAUGCUGAGUGCAAACCCGAUUUGGAGUUGUCACUGAAUGGCUGAGCGAAAGCAGCGGUUGCAGGAGGCACGAGAUGAAUCUGGCAGAAAUUAAAUCCAUUCGUAGCUCGCAUGGAAAAACCUGGAACGGCGUGAACGUGUGCCAGUUUUCGUUCUGUCUUUCGAGAAGUCUGUUCCCCUAUCUCUGAGCGAGAUUUUCUUCCACUGUACAGUUCAAAGGAGAGAAAAACGAAGGAAAGAGAGAGAGAGAGAGAGAGAAGUAGGCGAGAAAGGAGGAAAACGAACGAGAAGAGAUACAGCGGCGAGAAAGAAGUGUAAGAAGAGUAGGAAGAGGAAGUAGGAAGAAGUAGGAAGGAGAUAAAAGAGAGACCGUAUCGAGACCAAAGAAAAAGCCGAAGAGGACCCGCGGGAUAACCGGAAUUUUGGGGCUAUUCUCUGAUCUCGAGUAUAAGAGACGCCUAUCGAGGAAGAGAAGGGACAAGGAAGGGAGAAAGCGAGAAGAAGAAGAAGAAGCAGGAGGCUGUUUGAUAGCGCGCGAGAAGCUUCCUACGGGCCGCCCCGUUUCCAGAGAGGGAAGUAAUUAAGGAUUAUUUCGUUUCGCUGCGAAAGAAGAACGCCAAAAUGAGCACAAUGACUGCCACUCAAUCCUCGUCCGUGAAGGACUUCUACAGGGACAGGUCUAUCUUCAUCACAGGCGGCACCGGUUUCAUGGGCAAAGUGCUCGUCGAGAAGUUACUCAGAUCCUGUCCCGGUAUCAAGAAUAUUUAUUUGCUGAUCAGACCGAAGAAAGGACAGGACGUGGAGCAGAGGCUGCGGGAGUUGUUGAACGGACCGCUGUUCGAGAAGCUGCGACGGGACGCGCCGAACGAGCUCUCGAAGAUCAUUCCCGUUUCCGGGGAUGUAACGGAACAGGAAUUGGGAAUCUCGGAAGCCGAUCAGAAUAUGCUCAUACGAUACGUGUCGGUCGUUUUCCACUCCGCUGCCACUAUAAAAUUCGACGAGGCGCUAAAGCUUUCCGUUACCAUCAACAUAGUCGGUACUAAACAGCUUUUAAAUCUGUGCCAUCGCAUGGACAACUUGGAGGCCCUCAUCCACGUGUCGACGGCAUAUUGCAAUUGCGACCGCAAAGACGUCGCCGAGGAGAUUUAUCCUGUCGCGGCCGAACCAGAAGACGUGAUCGCGUUGACGAAGGUCAUGGACGCCAGGAUGGUGGACAAUAUCACGCCGACUCUGAUCGGCAACCGGCCGAACACUUACACGUUCACCAAAGCCCUAACCGAGAGGCUAUUGCAGUCGGAGUCCGGUUACUUGCCGGUCGCGAUAGUCAGACCUUCGAUCGUGUUGUCCUCGCUGAAAGAGCCGGUAUCUGGAUGGGUGGACAACUGGAACGGCCCGACCGGAAUUAUAGCCGCCGCCGGCAAAGGUUUCUUCAGGAGUAUGUUGUGUCACGAGGACAAGAUCGCGGACUUGGUGCCCGUCGACAUAGUGAUCAACUUGAUGAUUUGUGCAGCAUGGAGGACAGCGACGAAUCGGACCAAGUCGAUCCCGAUCUACAACUGUUGUACAGGUCAACAGAACCCGAUCACUUGGAGACAAUUCGUCGAACUGAUGUUCAAAUACACCCGCAUGCAUCCGCCAAACGACGCGAUCUGGUACCCGGGCGGCCGAUGCCGCUCCAACGCUAUAGUGAACAAAAUGUGCACGCUGUUCCAGCACAUGCUGCCGGCACACAUUCUAGACUUUUUUCUGCGACUGAGGGGCAAGCCGCCGACCAUGGUCGGCAUACAAACGAAACUCCACAAAGCGACCCAAUGCCUCGAGUACUUCAGCACGCAGCAGUGGAACUUCAGGGAUGAUAACGUUCGACGAUUAGGCGAACAACUUAGCCCCGAGGACCGACAAAUCUUCAUGUUCGACGUCCGGCAAAUCGACUGGCCGUCGUAUUUGGAGCACUAUAUACUUGGGAUUCGACACUUCAUUCUGAAGGAGAGCCCGGACACGCUACCAGCUGCUCGUUCACAUAUUAAAAAAUUAUAUUGGAUUCACAAAACACUUGAAUUCGGAAUGCUGUUGGUAGUGCUGCGUUUCCUGUUUUUGCGCAGUUCCGUGACCCGAACUGCAUGUUUUUCACUGCUGUCUAUCGUGUUACGCAUGUGCCGUAUGAUUGUUUGACGGCGCAGAACCGUUGCCAAGGAUCGCGAGAAGCGUCUUAAGAAACACAAGUUAACCGUAAAGCAUAAUUUAAAGGUGCGAAUUGUCAUUCGACUUCACUGUUCGGCGUUCCCGACGACAAAUCGCUAUGUUCACACAUCCCAUGGGUUGGCCUUUUUGAUGUUUCUAUUUGUUCGUAAGUAAAUUAGCGUUCGGUAGAGGUGUAAUUCUGCAAGGUGUGUCGGUUGUUUAAAGAAAAUAAAAAAAAGAGUAAAACGUUUUAAGAAAGAACGAAAAAAAGGAGAAUACGAACAAGACAAAGCAGAGUCGAAAAUGCUGAAAAAAAGAGAAACCAAAACGUGUACCCGACAAGCUUCCGAGACAUUUAUUAUAAAAAAUCCUUUGUUACUUGGAAAGUUGAUCCUUCGACGAGAGUGAAAGGACCUUUCUUUCUUGCUAUCGCGAUGAAUCUCGCGUCGUCUAACUUGUUCGAGACAGCAUCCGUGAAAAAGAAAAAAGAGAACAGAGAGAAAGAAAGCUCGUUUUUAAUCGACCGUUUCUUAUGUAACGCGUUUUCGAUGCCGUCAAGGCGUUUCGUUCAUGAACAUCGAUUUUUUGCAUAUCGUCGAUUUGUAAUGACGCAACGUUAGGGAUAUUCGAUCAAGUUAGUCUCUGGAAGAGCGAUCAUUGUCCUCGGACUUCCUUGACGUUCGUCACGGUAUUGUUUUUUGCGGUAGCAUCAUCGCGCACACCGCCACUUCGAAACGAGUACGACGAACUCCAUGAGCCGGCAGUCCAACAACUGCUCAAAUAUAUAUUCCACCUACCUUGUUCAUUUGCAGUAUCGGACAUAUUUCGUUGAGCUUUUUGUAAAUGAUGUUUUUUGUGGCCUGGUUAGCUUGGCGAACGAAAAUGAUACCAGUGUUUUUUUAUUGUUCAGGACCGUCUAUUCUGCGUUGAAAAAUUCUUCCGCUCUUUGCUCCGCUAAUAAUCGUUGUGUAAUUUGUGUGGUGUUCCAAUGCUUUAAACCGAUCCCCGCGAAUUUUUAUCGCCGACAUGGUUUUACCAUAUUCCGUUGCCGAAGACGCGCGGCCUGUUGCUUUGUUUUUGCCAAAUGAGAAACAUGGUAAACCCGGGUUUAAUAUUAAUUGUAGAAAUAAAUUGAAUGCGGUAGUAUAAAAGUAUAUAUAUAUAUAUAUAUGUAUAUGUAUUAUAUAUAUAUGUAUAUACAUAUAUGUAUAUGUAAAUGUAUUUUAACAUGGCCAAAAAUUUUAAUGCCCGCUGACUUCCUUCCCUUUUUCAUAAUUUUUAUGGAAUAAGUUAAGUGAUACCGUAAACUACGCGCUCGGGGCGUUUUAAUCCUUUUAGAAAGUGGGUUCCCAAACGAUAUAGUUCUUGGAGUGAAUUUUUUCACGAUUUAAUAUAACAUAAUUCUGUAUACAGAGGAAAGAAUAGAAAGGAUUAAAUGUUGCCCCGAGAUCGAAUCCUUCCGAGUCUAACGCCGAACAGUCUUUAAAUCCUAGUCACAACUUCCUUGUAAACGCGGAUACGUUCGUUUCCAAACUGCAGGUACAUUUGUCCAUGGAAGAAGAAGUAGUGUGUCCGUUUUCUAGACUCGAAAGGACCGUAAUGGAAAAUUGAGAUGCCGGCUAGAGGAGUUAAAAAUUCGUCGUGCCUUUGUGUUGUCGCUAUUCCGAUAUUUUCUUGUUCAUUUACAUUGCGACGUGAGAUACAUAGACGGAUAUUCAACUAUGUUUAUUAUGUACAGAACAUGUACGUUCGAUUUAUUCGGUUUCACCAUUGACGAAUCGGAAUUUCUAAAGUGUUAAAACUUUUAUUAUGUAAUCGUUAUUCUUUAAGGUAGUAGUAUAAAUAAGGAAUUUGUAAAAAGAAGAGGUCUUCGUAAAGCUCUAGUGUAGCAGACAUUUUUGGAGUUUAAGUAUGAUGUGUAACAAUUAAAAAUUUUACGUAUCUAUAUGUUAUAUUUGACGUCAACAUUGCUUCCUUUAUUUUUAAUGGUAACUCUAGCUCUAGAAUUAUAAUCAAAAUUACACCAGUGUGUGUAGCUUGGUUUGUUGUUGGUGAAACUGAAACUGAAACUGAAACGGAAACCAAAUUCAAGGAAUGUCCUUAGUGUAUUCGCCAUUUUGAACGAACGAUUAUGGCGUUACCAACACACCAGGUGUACAUUACCUGCAUUUAAUGGUUCCCAAAAACUGCCAUCGUAAGGCAACACAGUAAAUAGAAUCAUUCGUCAACAGGGACGUUAAAACGUUCGCCAUAAAAGUAAGGGAAGAGAAAAUAUCGCUACGUAUCUUACGCGUAUAAUGGUCAUAGUUACUGGCGCAGAAAUUUUGAAGGCAUUGGCAACUUAUCUUUAUCUUCCGGUCAAGUUCUUCGCACGUAAUGUAAUUGUUAGUAGGCGGCUCAUCGACCAAAGUGACGAGAUUGGCCGAACUUAGAAUCGUUAGGCGAAGAGGUGACAAAUUUGUAAAUACAAGUUAUUGAUAUUAACGAGGAGAACGAUUUUAUAUAAUAUAAUUCGUGCAUCCAUUUUCGUGACUCAUUCGUGUGUAUUAGAGUUUGUCCAACGCAUGUUUUCGCCACUGUAUCCCGAUAUACGUAUUAUAUAUAUACAUAUAUAUAUAUAUAUUUUACCGCAGCGUCCUAUGUACAGUACACAUUCCAAUGUUCAUUUACAAAGAGACACGGAUAUCGGAUCACGAUAUCCAGGGAUCCUUCCAAAAUCUAGGACACUCAAAACACACAAGAAGCUUUUACUUGUAAUUCUCUACGAAAAUUUAUGGUACAGGUCUUGAUCUUCUUUCAUAUGCUAACCGGGGACUGCGGAACUUUAUGCGGAUUUAGAAUAUUCUACCAUUACCUGAUAAUAACAGAAAUUUACCGAGGUGUGCCAAAUUAAUUACGCCCAAGCGUUUGUAAUAUCACUCUUAGAAAUCUAAUGUAAGAUAAUAAUAUAAUAAAAAUCAAUUCAUUAAAACUAGAGAAAAAAAAACCUAUGAAGGAGGACAACUGUACUUUAUGACGAAAUGAAAAAAGAAAACAUACUUUUUCACUCCAUCGCUUCUAAUCCGUUUCUAUAAAAAUCGUUAUUGAGGCAUUCGUUGUUAAACACGACAGACAUACUCUAUAUAUGCAUAAAUUCCGCAGUCUUAUAAAAAAAAAAGAAUUAUUCAUGAUUUCAGUGAUCCGUGAAAUGCGUAUAACGUUAUUAACCAAGUGAAUCAAACGAUGUAAUGUAUCUUAUAUAGAGUGUUUCAUUUAGCUUGACCAUUUACAGAGUAUUCGAGAUAGGAAUUUUUCUAACAUUACCGCAGAGUAUAUGUUCGAUAAUUCCUAACUACUAGGAAAAUAUAUGAAAGUUUAUUAAAAGUAUCUCGAAUGUAUUGUUUUCUUAUUUAUCGAAUCCGUAGCAUAUAUUCUGUGCAUUAUUCUCGCAAAACGCUUUCCUACAUUUUCUUGUGAUGGUUAUGACGAAGAAGAACACUCUAUAUGAUUUACCGACAUACUUUAUACACACCCGGAAGGAUUAGUCAGGGUGAAGUUUUCUUUCGAUAUGAUACCAAGUGCAUGUCUACGCUAUGCUACAUUUUUAAUGUCACUAGUCAUACGCAAUGAAACGUGGAAAACCGGCCAAGUGAUUAAACGUGUAAUGUUUUUCAGUGUCCCUUGUACAUUUGUAAGUGUUUCUAUGAUGGAUACGUUUUCGCUAAUGUUAAUUUCGCGGUUGAACUUUGCAAAUGUGUGAUUCGCAUAGGUUCCCCUAAUGCAGGGCAUUACAUUUCCGACAACCGAUAUCGAACAUGAUAACUCUAUCGUUUUGGUAAAUAUAUUUCUCGAAAUUCUUAACGUAUCGACAUUAGAACACUGAUUAAUAUCUUUUGCUUUUCCAACGCGUUUCUCAUUUCGAACAAUUUGCUUAUCGCUUCCAUAGAUCGAGUUCUAUAUGAAUAUUAAUUACGAACUGAACUUUUUAUCUUCUACUUUCGCAGCAAAUUGACAAUAAAAUCGCUAAUUUUACGUGCGACAAGCAAACGAAAACGUUAUACAUAAUCAGGUAGAGACGAUGUGUCGGUUAAAUUAUCCAGGAUCUUUAAAUAUCGUUGAUUAUUAUAUUGAAAUUAUAUUGAGUAAUUUCUGUGCAUAUUGUGCGUUCGUGUUAAAAAAUAGACUUCGUCGCAAAACACCAUUGGUGGCUGAAACUGUCAUCCAAUGGACUCUCUUCUUAGAAUAAGAGCCUCAGCACAAAGCCCUUUUCUUCCAAAUAAAACACUAUACCAAACCUUUGCACAUUCAAAUGACUAAAUCCUUUGAAUAACUAUGUUUUCUUUUUAAUCACUGGCACAGUGAUCGAGGAAAAUUGAUAGAACGUCGAUGUCAAAUGGAAAACGAAAAGAUUCUCGUAUUCAGCAUAUAUUUUAGUGUCGUGCCGCGACUUUGCAGUGGUCGCUUUGAGAGGUGUGUUAUAUCUUCGACGCAAAUUGAACAAUUCUCAGAAAUUAAGAUGUUCGACUAAUCCAAAAAUAUCUUCGCUUUUUGACACGAUCCGAGUGCCGAACGCUGUCAGUAUAUUAAUGCGUUUUUAUGCUACACGUUGCCUGUGCCUUUAAGAUGAUUAAGUCGUGAUCCAUUUCUUCAAUCGCCUAUAAUUUCAUUUUUCUCACGAUCAUAACACAUUCCCUAUAAUUCGAUCGAUCGUCUAUUCCGAACUCGAAUGGGCUUACUUUGACUAUUAUUUUGCAAUCCAUCAAACGCUGCCAAUACACAAUAAGAGAAUACCCGCAAGGAAGUGUGCGAGAGAGGAAGAGAGAAAGAAAGAAAGAGAGAGAGAGAGCGAGAGAGAGAAAGAUAAAAAGGGGAGACAGAGAACAAGUUGACGGCAGUCGAUUAAUGCCGUAAAGAAAUGAUAAAAGUAAUUAUUAUUUAGCGCUAAGGAUAAAAGGAGAAAAGAAAUGAAAGAAAAGGGGUAGCGCUAUUCGAAGAUCAUCACUUGCUAGUCUCGUUUGUAUCAUUAUUUGGUUAAACAGUGCAUAACAAGGAAACAAUAUUUAAUAUAACCAAUUUAAUUAUCACAUUAUACUGUACUACUUACUUAAAUUACAUUAAAAACAAUGAACCAUCGCAAA
Megalopta genalis is the source of this 7591-nucleotide messenger RNA. Its product is annotated as fatty acyl-CoA reductase 1. Gene Ontology annotation, molecular function: alcohol-forming very long-chain fatty acyl-CoA reductase (NADP+) activity. Gene Ontology annotation, cellular component: peroxisome. The record is from RefSeq and is a predicted model, not a curated record. NCBI's taxonomy places the organism in Eukaryota, Metazoa, Arthropoda, Insecta, Hymenoptera, Halictidae. Gene Ontology annotation, biological process: long-chain fatty-acyl-CoA metabolic process.